CGUAUUGCGUAGUGGGGGGGCCGUCAGUCGGCUUCGAGACUUGGGCCGGUGCGCAUCGUGUCUUGUUUACUGCGCAUCCCGUCCCAUCGUGCACCAUAUUCAUUCUACCUAUACGCAUUUAUACGUAGCCUCGUGCGCGCAUAUGUCUCCCUGGUCUUGUUACGUGCACCUCAAACACCGUUGUUUCUCCGCGUUCGUGGUCGCGUGUGACGUGCCGACCGAGUGAAAGUGGAACGAAGCCAUCGGCUAAGGAACUUUUCAAAAAGCAUUCGUAUCCGUAUAUUCAUCACGGGACUUCCCCACAGCGCUAUCUGGUUGGGUUCGUGUUGAGUGCGUGUAAGAAACGUCAAGAGACACAACACUGAGCCACGACGAGUCGCGUGUUAUUCACCGCGUAUCGAGCUCGAUACGCGAAAAGGAGACACGGCAUCUCAAGUACAACGCUUUUUUCACGUCAAAUUUAUCAGUCAGAUAGUCGCCCAGUGAAACCAUAUGCUCGUGGGUGUCGCGUACGGGCACAACACCUAGUGGAAACUUCCACGUAUCGACGAAGGGGAACACCGUAGCGUGUCAUAGUUGUCGAGCCAUAGCGAGUAUUUAAAAAUAAAUACCAACGCGAAGCAGUUUACCAUUUGUGGCCAGUGUUGAAGUACGGUGUACCACGAAAACAUCGGGGGACUCCUUUGGAACACGUGGCAGCGGUGACUACGUCUAGCGCCCCGUUUUACACGCCGUUUGAUCCCGAACCGAGGACGGGCUACCCCGUGGACGGAUAUCGCGAAGGUGGCCAAGGCCGAGGCUUGCUCUCCGUACAAGGUAUACGCAUCCUAGAGUCGUAAACAGCACUGGUAAAACGGUGCCCGAAAAAGACGGUAAUCCAGGGCGAGUAAACGCGCUCGACUCACGGGCUGGAAGUGAAAAUUCCAGGGUUGAAAAAAGGAAAGAAAGAAAAAAAAAACAAAUAACACAGAACGAAGAUUUUUCAGCGGAGAGAGGGAUAGAGAAAAAUCACGUCGGUGAUUUGUAAAUCCAAAGGAUCCCCAGCCGUAAGAAAAUCGCAUUCCAUCUGGCGGGCUGUUAAGCAAAGGGAAAGAAAAGCUUUCCGUGGCGAGGAAGAAGAAGAAGCGAGCCGUGGCGAAGCGGAUCAUGCGACGGUCGCUCGGUUAACGCGUUCCUGAUCGUCGACGUGCCGCCUCGUGCUGCUGCUGCUCGCGUUAUGCAGUGACGCUGCGUGAGAGGUGUUCGCCGAGGUUUGCGUGUGUGGCGUGAGUGCGUGGUCAGAAGAGUAUGUUGAAUAGUGGUGGCUCGUCUACGAGCACCAUGAAGAACCCUGAGCACGAGAGCGGUUACUUCGAGGACGGUAGCGACGUUGAGACCAACGUCGAGGAGGCGAACGUCAUCACCGGGGAGAGGAAGUACGUGUCGACCUGUUACGGGUUGACCAAGGCCAUCCACGAGUUAGACGUCAGGGACUCCAGCGAGCCGGUUCCCGACCACUACGAGGACAGAUUGAACAGAGUAAACCUGGCAGACAGCGGAGGCCAGAGGGUAGACAUGACGCACUUCGACUUGCUGAAGGUCCUUGGAACUGGAGCUUACGGAAAGGUGUUCCUGGUGCGAAAGAGAACAGGCACCGACGCAGGACGCCUUUACGCCAUGAAAGUUCUGAAGAAAGCGUCGAUCGUGCAAAAGAAGAAGACGACCGAGCACACGAAGACGGAGAGACAAGUUCUGGAGGCCGUACGGGACAGUCCUUUUUUAGUUACGCUACAUUACGCCUUUCAGACGGACGCGAAGCUCCAUCUGAUUUUAGAUUAUGUCAGCGGCGGGGAGUUGUUUACGCAUUUGUAUCAACGGGAACACUUCACCGAGGACGAAGCACGAAUCUAUAUCGGCGAAGUUAUUUUGGCGCUAGAGCAUCUACACAAACUGGGUAUAAUUUACAGGGACAUUAAGCUAGAGAACAUUCUAUUGGACAGAGAAGGGCAUAUCGUGUUAACAGAUUUCGGGCUGAGCAAAGAGUUCCUGCCGCACGAAAGGGACAACAACGCCCGUGCUUACUCCUUUUGCGGAACUAUCGAGUACAUGGCACCGGAAGUGGUACGAGGGGGCUCAGCGGGACACGAUAUUGCUGUCGACUGGUGGAGCGUGGGCGUGCUCACGUACGAGUUGCUAACCGGCGCGUCGCCUUUUACGAUCGAGGGCGAGAAGAACACGCAGCAGGACAUCUCGCGUCGAAUCCUGAAGACAGAUCCACCGAUACCUAGUCAUCUCAGCCCAACGGUUCGAGACUUCAUCCUGCGUCUGCUGGUGAAGGAUCCGCGGCAACGAUUAGGCGGAGGGCUAGACGACGCGAAGGAACUGAAGGAACAUUCGUUCUUCAAGAAAGCACCCUCACCGUUCAGCUGGGAGGCCCUAGAGAGACGAGAAAUCCCUCCUCCAUUUGUACCUCGAAUCACACACGAGCUGGAUACCAGCAAUUUCUCUGACGAAUUCACGAAAAUGAUCGCAGCUGACAGUCCAGCGGUAGUACCGCCUAAUUACGACAAGAUCUUCAGAGGAUACUCCUACGUGGCGCCCUCUAUCCUAUUUGGAGACAACGUAGUCAGCAAGGACAUCUUUAAAGAAGCAACGAAAGCCAGCACAGAGUCUCAAAGACCUUCUGCUUCUGACGUUCUAGCAGCCAAAUUCGAAGAAUCCUCCUUCUUUCAGACUUACGAGCUGGAUCCACGCGAAGAAGCCUUAGGUGACGGCAGCUUCUCAGUGUGUCGCAAGUGUAGACACAGGAAAAAGUUGCAGGAGUAUGCAGUGAAGAUUGUCAGUCGCAGGAUCGAUUGUGGGAGAGAAGCUAGCCUGUUGAGAACCUGCCAGGGUCAUCCAAAUGUAGUGAAACUCGUUGAGGUGCAUCAGGACAGGGCUCAUACAUACUUGGUAAUGGAACUACUGUCUGGAGGAGAAUUGCUGAGGAGGCCAAGGCCCUUCAGUGAACAACAGGCUAGCAGAAUAAUGCGGCAACUCGCGUCUGCGGUGCGUUUCAUGCACUCCAGAGGUGUGGUUCACAGAGAUCUAAAGCCAGAGAACAUAGUAUUCGCCAACAUGGGAGAGGAUUCGCCUGUGAAGAUCGUGGACUUCGGUUUCGCCAGGAUAAAGCGAGGCUGUGAGCCUCUACACACUCCAUGUUUCACUCUUCCAUACGCUGCUCCAGAAGUAGUCGCUAGGCAAGGUUAUGACCAGAGCUGCGACCUUUGGAGCCUGGGCGCCAUCUUGUACUCCAUGUUAUCGGGGAAGCCUCCAUUUAGAACAGGUUCCCCGGACCUAGCCACCAGAAUCAGGGCAGGGGAGAUCGAUUUCGACGGAGAAUCCUGGAACCACGUGUCCAGCCUCGCCAAGGAAGUUGCAAAAGGUUUGUUAACUGUGGACCCAAGCAAAAGACUGACAGCCAGUGGCCUGGCGAAUCACCCGUGGCUAGCGGAGUCCAGUUCGUUCGACGUGGCCUCCCCCUUUGACGUAGUUGUGUUAGACACCUCGAGUUCUCUGUUAGAGAAACCAGAAGGCUUCCGGUUGCGAGAAGUAGACGGAGCCAGGUUGGCGCAGCGCAGGAAGCUACAUAAGCGUUCCACCUCUAGUUCUGUCUCCUCUUCCGCUUCCACCACCUCCUCCAGCCCUUCCAUACAGCUCCUCAGACCACCCAGUGCAGCUACUAACCUCGUCACAUCUGCAUCACCUGCUCAGCCAAGUGCAUUCGACUUUGGCGAAGACAAAGUGAACGAAUACCUCAGUUCUCUGUCCUCCUCGUCUGACUCGAAUUCUCCAAGGAUCAUGCAACAAGAACCAUCUAAGAAAAGGCGCAGGAGGGACGAGGAUGAAGAGGCAAAGUCGAAGAGGCACAAAAGGCACAUGGAAAAUAACGAGGCUUAUAAGAAUAGAACUGGUCCAGUGACCAGGUCCAGGAAGAAGAAGCUGGAGGAGCAAACUGUGAAUGGAGAUGAUGUGACGGUAACACAAUCCUGCGAGAUGAACCACGAGGACUUCAGGGAGAUCCACCGAAAACAGAAGACAGGGAAACGGCCCAAAAGGCUGGCCACUAUCAUCCUGGAGUAGACCAGCUCGCGCACUAUGCCCUAUACGUGUCUCUCCUAUGUAUAUUUAUAUGCAUUUCACGUGAUGUUGUAACGUUGGCUGCCUUCGAGAUCUCGAAUCAAUUGUUCGAGCGACACAUUGCGUCAUUCCUAUUUCCGGGACUUCGUUACGGGGACCUUAUUGAAUUUUCUAUAAAUCCAUUUGGGGCAAUAUUAUGUUUCUUCUUUUCAUUGUUAGUACUAGAUGUAUUAACCUGUUAACUGGUUCAUUAAUACU
Messenger RNA from Habropoda laboriosa, 4356 nucleotides. Its product is annotated as ribosomal protein S6 kinase alpha-5. The coding region runs from base 1288 to 4101 and encodes 937 amino acids. The record is from RefSeq and is a predicted model, not a curated record. Gene Ontology annotation, biological process: protein phosphorylation; intracellular signal transduction; regulation of DNA-templated transcription. Gene Ontology annotation, molecular function: ATP binding; protein serine/threonine kinase activity; magnesium ion binding. Lineage: Eukaryota; Metazoa; Arthropoda; Insecta; Hymenoptera; Apidae. The transcript has 7 exons.